Messenger RNA from Symbiodinium sp. CCMP2592, 2136 nucleotides. Lineage: Eukaryota; Dinophyceae; Suessiales; Symbiodiniaceae. The record is from the annotation of a GenBank genome assembly.
AUGUUGGCCACGGUGUUCGGAGCCCGGCGCAGAGCCCGGAAGGCUCCACCCAAGGCUGCAAAGGCGCCCGAAGUGUACGCCGAGCCCGAGAAGGAGCGCCGCCAGAGACCUCGGAAGCGGAAGCGUCCGUCCGUAAGUCCUGCGGCCGCGGCGAAGGCGGAAGCCUCGGCCUCGAAGCUUCCGCCUCCGGCGGCCCUCCCUGCCGCAACUGAGCCAGAGCCGAAGCAGAGCAAGACCAGCGGCGCCGCGCGGCGGCGCCUGGCGAAGGAAAAGGCCAAGGCUGAGGCCGCAAUCCAGGUGCCCGUGGAAAACACCGAGGCCGCUGCUGGGGAGGCGCUCUCCCAAGCAGCUUUGAAUGCGGUACAGGUAAGUGGUCCCGGCUGUGAGUCAGAAGAUCUCAAGCCCUGGCUGAGUUUUUCUGAGGUGCAAGUUGGUGGGCCGAAAGGGAAGCUGCCGCAAGUUGUGACGUCCUACAUGGCUCAGUACCGGUCCUUCAGACAGCCGACGCCCAUCCAGGCGUACUGUUGGCCUGCUGCGUGUGCGGGCCGGAACGUCCUUGGCAUCUCCAAAACCGGCAGUGGGAAGACCCUCGCCUUUAUUUGCCCCGGACUCGCGCGCAUCCUCUCCUUCCGCAGCUCGCCGACAGCAAGCUUCGGGCCCUAUGUGCUCGUGAUCGCGCCUACGAGAGAGCUGGCCGUCCAGAUUGCCAAAGAUGCAAAGGGACUGUGCCUGGCCCUCCGGAUCCGCCUCGCCUGCCUCUUCGGUGGUACCUCGAAAGGGGAACAGGUGAAGUCGCUGGAUAAAGGCGUCGACCUCAUUGUGGCCACACCGGGGCGGCUGGAUGAUUUGGUGUCACAGCCCGAUAGAUUCACCGGCCGCGAGAUCUUGUCUCUGUCGAUGGUGCACUAUGUGGUGCUAGACGAGGCAGAUUGCAUGUUGGAGUUGGGCUUCGAACACCAGGUUCGGCGCCUACUGGGCAAAGUCAACGCCAAGCAUCAGAUCCUUUGCUUCAGCGCCACGUGGCCGCCCAAGGUCGAGGUCCUGGCGAAGGAGCGUGUCAAGAAUGCGAUCAGGAUAGAGGUUGGUGCCAACCAGGCCACGGGGAUUUCCGGGAACUCAAACUGCGAGCAGCACGUGAGGUGCCUUCGUCAGUCCACGGCAGAGGCGAAGACACGUGAGCAACCAGCCGGCACUGUUUUGGGCAAGAGUGUCUAUGAGAAGGUUUGCAAGUCUGGUCCGGUGCUAGCCAUGCUGCUGAUUCGGGCUGUGUCGGGUGAAGUCCUCAUUGACAUUGACUUGUUGAGCUUUCUUGAGACGCUUCCGGCAGAGAUGAGUCCUGUCCGAGCAUUGAAGCAACACUUGCACAGCAUGUUGGGGCUGUCACGGUUCAGGCAAAGGCUGGUGUUUCCGGAUGAUGAUGCGGCUCCAGAUGACGAGCGACAGAACUUGAGACCCACCGGCGUUCAGGUGGUGGUGAUUCAGAACUUCUUCCCAGCAUCAAGUGAACGCCCUUCGGGAUACUGCCAGAAGCGGCCUGACAUCAGAAGUGGACAGUAUUUCACACAGGUGGUGCACCUCCUGCUGGACGCUAAGGCUGACAAAGACAAUGCCACGCAUCGUGGCCAACCCCCUUCACUCAUUGCAACUCAGAAUGGGCAGUUGGAGGCCAACGCGGACAAGGACAAGGGCAACGAGAACGGUGCCACCCCUUUGUAUGCUGCAUCUCAAAACGGGCAUUCGGAGGUUGCACGCCUUCUGCUGGAGGCCAAUGUGGAUCAGGUUGCACGCCUUCUGCUGGAGGCCAAUGUGGACAAGGACAAGGGCAUAGAGAACGGUGCCACCCCUUUGCAUAUUGCAGCUCUGAAUGGGCAGGUGGAGAUUACGCGCCUUUUGCUGGAGGCCCAAGCCGACAUGGACAAGACCACAACGACUGGCGCCUCCGCGUUGCAAGUUGCAGCUCACUUGGUUGCACGCCUUCUGCUGGAGGCCAAGACCAAAGAGAACGAGGCCGCCCCUGCGUUUGUUGUCAUUCAUGAUGGAGCCACGCCCCAGCCCAGAAGACUGGAUAGCAGGAGGUUGCACACCUUCUGUCGAGAAUUGGAGGCUGAUAUGGACGAAGGGCAAUGGCUUGGAUGA